GGGUACAUGCACGGGUCCGGGUACCAGCGAAAACCGGUUCAAAGAAUCUUGAAAUAAAUGGCGAAAUGGCGUGGCAACCCCAACCAGCAGGACUGUCGCAAAUUUUACAACUCUUGAAAGAAUCCCAGAGUCCGGACACUGAAAUUCAACGAGCUGUUCAACAAAAACUUGAGCAACUAAACCAGUUUCCCGACUUCAACAAUUAUUUGAUCUACGUGCUGACGAAAUUAAAAACCGAAGAUGAGCCCACCAGGUCCCUCAGCGGCCUCAUCCUCAAGAACAACGUCAAGGCCCACUUCCACAACUUCCCCCCGAGCGUGGCCGAAUUCAUCAAGUCGGAGUGCCUGGAGAACGUCGGCGACCCCUCCCCUCUGAUCCGGGCCACCAUCGGUAUUCUGAUCACCACCAUCGCCACCAAAGGGGAGCUGCAGAACUGGCCUGCUCUGCUGCCCUCGCUGUGUCAGCUGCUGGACUCUGGCGACUACAAAACAUGUGAAGGAGCCUUUGGCGCACUGCAGAAGAUCUGCGAGGAUUCAACCGAGAUUCUGGACAGCGAUGCCCUGGAUCGGCCCCUCAACACCCUCAUCCCGAAAUUCCUGCAGUUCUUCAAACAUGCUAAUGCCAAAAUCAGAUCCCACGCUAUCGCAUGCGUCAACCAGUUCAUCAUCAGCAAGACCCAGGCUCUCAUGUUACACAUUGAUCCCUUCGUUGAGAACUUGUUUGCUCUGUCGCACGAUGAAGAUCCUGAGGUGCGUAAGAAUGUCUGUCAGGCUCUGGUCAUGCUGCUGGAGGUGCGGAUAGACAAACUGCUGCCACAUAUGGCCAACAUCAUCGAGUACAUCUUACUGAGGACCCAAGAUCGCGACGAGACGGUGGCACUAGAGGCUUGCGAGUUCUGGCUGACGUUAGCUGAACAGCCCAUCUGCAGGGAUGUCUUAGCCGUACACUUGGACAGGCUUGUCCCCGUCUUGGUGCGCGGGAUGAAGUACUCGGAGAUUGACAUCAUCCUCCUGAAGGGCGACGUGGAAGAAGACGAGAUGAUACCAGACAACGAACAAGACAUCAAGCCGCGAUUCCACAAGUCCAAGACGCAUGCGCAGCAACACUCGGUGGAGGAAGAUGAGGAAGGGGUGGAUGAUGAUGGUUCUGACUAUGGCAUGGAUGACGAUGACGCUCUGUCAGAUUGGAACUUACGGAAAUGUUCAGCUGCUGCUCUGGAUGUCCUAGCCAACGUAUUCCGAGACGACUUGAUGCCGUUCCUCCUACCCAUCCUGAAGGAGACCCUGUUCCAUCCAGAGUGGGAAGUCAAGGAGUCGGGAAUCCUGGUCCUGGGUGCAAUUGCUGAAGGUGUAGGAUGUGCCAAUGGGAUGGUGGCUCACCUGCCGGAACUCAUCCCCUACCUGGUCAACUGUCUGUCGGACAAGAAGGCCUUGGUCCGCUCCAUCACCUGCUGGACGCUCAGCCGUUACUCCCACUGGAUUGUCAAUCAGCCCCACGAGAUGUACCUGCAGCGGCUUAUGUCAGAGCUGCUGAAGAGAAUCUUAGACACCAACAAGCGGGUCCAGGAGGCGGCAUGCAGCGCCUUUGCCACCUUGGAGGAAGAAGCUUGCACGGAGCUAGUCCCAUACCUGGGCUUCAUCCUGCAGACAUUGGUCUUUGCCUUCAGCAAGUACCAGCACAAGAACCUGCUCAUCUUGUACGAUGCCAUCGGCACGCUGGCCGACUCGGUCGGCCAUCACCUCAACAAACCGGAGUACAUCAACAUGUUGAUGCCGCCGCUCCUAGAGAAGUGGAACUCACUGAAGGACGAAGACAAGGACCUGUUCCCUCUGUUGGAGUGUUUGUCGUCAGUAGCCACGGCGUUACAAUCAGGAUUCCUGCCCUACAGUGAGCCAGUCUACCAACGAUGUGUGUCCCUCACGGAAAAGACACUGGCACAGAUUGCUGCUUCUGAUGCACGGCCCGAUCAAGUGGAGCCGCCCGAUAAAGACUUCAUGAUAGUAGCCCUGGAUCUGCUCAGCGGCUUGGCCGAGGGAUUGGAGGGCCACAUCGAGAAAUUUGUGGAGAGGAGUAACCUUCUCAGCCUGCUCUUUCAGUGCAUGCAGGAUAAGAUGCCGGAGGUUCGCCAGAGUUCUUUCGCCCUCUUGGGAGACCUCACCAAGGCCUGCUUCAAGCACGUCAAACCUUGUAUAGCUGAUUUCCUGCCCGUCCUCGGUCAGAACCUGAACCCGGAAUUCAUCUCAGUGUGUAACAAUGCCACGUGGGCCAUCGGUGAAGUCUCCAUACAGAUGAGAGAGGAGAUGGAGCCGUACAUAACUCUGGUCCUGACCCAACUGACAGAUAUCAUCAACCGACCAAAUACCCCAAAGACACUCCUAGAAAACACAGCAAUCACAAUCGGUCGUCUGGGCCUGGUAUGCCCGCGGGCCGUGGCCCCAAUGCUUCCACAGUUUAUACGACAGUGGUGUACCUCACUGAGGAACAUCCGUGACAACGAGGAGAAGGAGUCAGCAUUCCGAGGCAUCUGUUCCAUGAUCACUGUCAACCCGGCGGGUGUGGUUCAGGAUUUUAUCUUCUUUUGCGAUGCCGUCGCGUCUUGGCAAAGUCCUAAACCAGACCUGAAACAGAUGUUUUACACGAUCCUCCACAGCUUCAAGAACGAAGUUGGGAACGAAAACUGGAAGAGGUUCUCUGAUCAGUUCCCGGCACCCUUGAGAGAGAGACUAGCACUCAAUUACAAUGUGUAAUGUCCACGUGGUUGAAGGACACGUCUAGUCUUGGUUUCCAGCAGCUGACCUGUGAAAGAAAUGAACUCUGUUAUGAACCAUCAGUCUGCUCCAGUCGAGAGCUUGAUAAAAAUGGGGGACCAUGAUCACAUGCAACACCGAGGGGACAAAAGAACAACUAAAACAGCAAUUGGCCGUGAGGUAAAAGGUCAAAUGGGGUCAAAAGUUCGAGGGUUAGGGGUCAACUCAAGUGGAAGAGCCAAUGUGAGGUUGUAGUCGAUAUUAAGUGAUUAACUUUCGCUAAUGCUUUCACUGUAUGGCUUCGUAUACUUGAGGGAUAUAAAAUUUAAAGUUGGGAAAGGAAAGGAUAUAUUUCGCUGCAUUCAUCAAGUCUUGUUGAUUAAAUACAAUGCUGACUUACAUGUGCACCGAAUUUACUCCAAAGAAAUAUCGCCGCAAUCUUGGGCGUUGUGGUCGAGGGUAUUUUGUAUAAUUUCCGCAGCAGCAUUUGGAACUUGCUUGAGUGUGUGAUUCGCUAUUGCACAGCUGUAUCAAUGUAAAGAUUUUCGGGCUGGACAAAGUGGGAUUCGGUGUUGUUAAUGUCUUGUUUUUGGGGGAGCCGUCCAAUAUGGGAAUACAGUGAGUGCGCAAACGGGAAUGUUAGAAAAACUAAGAUGCUUAAUUUCCACGACUGACUGUACACAGUUAGCAUUGGAGUUAAAGUUUUCCUGCCUUUUAUUUGCUGUCAAAUGGAGAAUUCAUUAAGGAAUGUUUCGCUUUUGAUUUGAUAUCAACAGAUUUGUUCGCUCGGUCGAAAAAACAAACGUAUUAGGACAGGAUGACCAGCCAUAAAUGUAGUGUAAUAUUAAUGGCUCACAUGCUCCUGGCUGGCGCUUUGCUCAGUAAUAAGAAAGCUGAGUAAUAAGAAAGGGUAAAAAAAAAAAAAAAAC
Patiria miniata (bat star) is the source of this 3676-nucleotide messenger RNA. Its product is annotated as transportin-1-like. Gene Ontology annotation, cellular component: cytoplasm; nucleus. Lineage: Eukaryota; Metazoa; Echinodermata; Asteroidea; Valvatida; Asterinidae. The transcript is spliced from 22 exons. The record is from RefSeq and is a predicted model, not a curated record. Bases 66 to 2747 code for a protein of 893 amino acids. Gene Ontology annotation, biological process: protein import into nucleus. Gene Ontology annotation, molecular function: small GTPase binding; nuclear import signal receptor activity.